CAGUUGCCCCGGCUAAUAAUAACAACCCGCUGCGCCUUUAAGAGGAUGAGUAGGGUGGGGGUGGGGAAGAGUAAUCUUUAGGAUCGGAUCAGAUCCGCAUCACUUUCCGAACCUGACGGGUCCAGGCGCGUGUCUGAGUCUGAGGUCCGACUAUUCAUUCUGUUGGUCACUUUUUUGUGUGUUGACGCACAAAAAAAGAAAAACUCCGGAUUGAAUUACGCCGCGCGCCUUUAAGAGGCUACCAGCGGGAUUAGAGUUACGCACGGCAGGGCAGCUCGCGCGCUCUGGAGGAGUUUUUACGCACGGCCGGGGCACCCAGAGGACGCACGCCCGCAGCUGCACUUUUCCCUCUCUGCAUCCACCCAGACGCCGCCUCACCGGGCAGCCCGUCCCCGCACGCCCCCCGCGCGCAGCAUGGCUGAGAUAGGGAAAGGGGUGACGGCCGGAAAGCUGGCCAGCAACGUCCAGAAGAGGCUGAGCCGGGCGCAGGAGAAGGUCAUGCAGAAGCUUGGUAAGGCGGAUGAAACACGAGAUGCCGCCUUUGAGGAGAUGGUGGCCAACUUCAACAAGCAAAUGGCCGAAGGCACCAAACUUCAGAAAGACUUAAAGGCCUACAUGGUAGCGGUGAAAACGAUGCAUGAGGCUUCCCGCCGGCUGCAGGACUGCCUGGCUGACAUGUACGAACCCGACUGGUUCGGGAAAGAGGAGACAGACGCCCUAGCAGAGGACACGGACACUCUGUGGUUAGAAUAUCACCAGAACAUCACCGACCAAUCUCUGCUCUGCGUGGACACGUACCUGGCUCAGUUUCCUGAAAUCAAGGCUCGUAUAGCGAAGCGCGACAGGAAGAUGGUGGACUUUGACAGCGCUCGCCAUCACUUCGCCUCCUUACAGAAAAGCAAGAAGAAGGACGACGCCAAGAUCGCCAAGCCAGCAGCGCUGUUGGAGAUGGCAGCACCCAGCUGGGCUCAGGGUUUGAUAUCAGCCCACCAGGUGGCUCAGACUAAUCUCUCCUUCAACCAGGCGGAGGAGGAACUGGGCCGAGCUCAGAAGAUCUUCGAGGAGCUUAACGUGGAGUUGCAGGAUGAACUCCCGACACUGUGGGACAGUCGUGUUGGCAUCUAUGUUAACGCAUUCCAGAAGCUGGCAAGCCACCAGGAGAAGUUCCACAGAGAGAUGGGCAAACUCACCGAAAACCUGCAUGACAUCAUGACCAAACUGGAGGAGCAGCGGGAACUCAAAAGAGAUGUUGGUGCAGUGUCAAAGAAAGGGGAAGGAAAGAAGAGUGAGGGAGCCAACCACAGUGACUCAGCUACUGUAGCGCCAAAGAAGCCCGGUCCUCCUCCCAGCCGGCCUCCCCCCAGACUAACGCCGUCACCAGACCUGAGGCAGCAUUGUGCUGACGAGGACGACGACGAGGAUUUGGUACCCGCUACUACCAAAGGGAGCACCAGCCCAACGCAGCAGGGUACAGUGGCCAAUGGCUCAGAUGGUGAACUUCCUCCCGGGUUUCUCUACAAGGUAAAAGCAGUGCACGAGUACACUGCCACAGAUGGGGAUGAACUGGAGCUGAAGGUUGGCGACAUCGUUCUAGUUCUGGCUUUUGACAACCCAGAUGAACAGGAUGAUGGCUGGCUGUUGGGCCUGAAGGAGUCGAACUGGUUGCAGAAGAAAGACAUUUCAACUAAAGGUGUUUUUCCUGAGAACUUCACCCAAAAAGUUUGAAGCGCAAAUAAAAAGUCUCUUUCACUUCUCUGCUCCAAUUCUCGCAGAUUUUAUUUGAAAUUAAUAAUGUCUACCAAAACACCUGAUUAUCAGCAGAAACUUGUACGGAAAAAGGACAUCUUAUUUGGUAGAAAACGGUUGGAAACAGUGCCUGUUAUUGAUCGCGAAAGUCAAAAGAUUAUCCUAUUUCUUUAAUCUCUGUUUUUUGUUUUUUUCAAAAUAAAAGCUGAAUUCGCUAUCUGACACUGUUUGUAGUUUCAGGAUUGAUUCAUCAGUUUUAGGUUCUUAUCUCCAUUCUCUUUUAGGUUUAAAAGAUUCACAUUUUUUCGUUUCUUUUCACUGAUGGAAAUUUGCCUGAAGUUAUUUAAAACAAAUGCCCUAAAUUAUGGAAAUUUUGUUAGGCAAAUGUCUGUAGUAUUUCUUUAAAUUAUGUAAGAUUUUUUUUUCUUUCUUAAAAACAGUAAAGACAUCACAAAAAGCAGUAAAAAAUAAACAAAUAAAAACAUAAAUCAGGUUUUUGAGAAAAAGUUUCAAACACUAAACUAUGUAGUCACCUUUCAACCAGAUCAGAAGCGGAUGUGGCGCCCAAAUGUUAUGUUUUUUCAGUUAGUUUUGGAUGAAACACUUUUAUAAGAACAUGUUUUUUUUCUUCUUUUGCAUGAAGGAUUUCAUUGUUGUCAUUUACGGUGAUAUUAGUUGGUGUCAAUCUGUUAAAAAAAAAGGUUGUCUGAGAAAACCAGAUUUCCUUGAAUAGAUCCCUGUGGUACACCACUUGUAACAAACAGUAUUGUCCCGUCUCCGUCCCGCAUGACUAAAUGUUUACACAGUUCGGUUUCUUGUAGUUUUUCAAAGGGAACAGUAGUUUUUUAAGAGACUAAAGGUUACGUUUGAAAUGUCAUCAAUUUACAGUACGAGUUUUGACUAAAUCAAUGUGUUUUUUUCUGUUUUUCAGCAAAAAUUAUAUUCUAGUCCCCGGAAUUAAAUCGAGCAGCUAACUAGGAAAAAAAAUCUUAAACCUAAACUUUCUUUGUUUGGUUCAAAGUCGAGCCUUUUUUAAAAAAUCAACUACACUGCCGAAAUCCAUAUUUAUCACAUCGAGAAGGUUCUUUUUAAACGGUGUGACUGAAUGUUGUAACUGAUGCAGGUUCAGAUCAGUAUCAAUAAAGACAAACGAAACCCCA
This is a messenger RNA of Oryzias melastigma (Indian medaka), 2906 nucleotides long. RefSeq names its product bridging integrator 1b (gene bin1b). Lineage: Eukaryota; Metazoa; Chordata; Actinopteri; Beloniformes; Adrianichthyidae. The transcript is spliced from 16 exons. The coding region runs from base 415 to 1725 and encodes 436 amino acids. The record is from RefSeq and is a predicted model, not a curated record. Gene Ontology annotation, molecular function: phospholipid binding; tau protein binding. Gene Ontology annotation, cellular component: cytoplasm; synaptic vesicle; plasma membrane.